Molecule: messenger RNA, 273 nt
Organism: Tuber melanosporum (Perigord truffle)
Lineage: Eukaryota; Fungi; Ascomycota; Pezizomycetes; Pezizales; Tuberaceae
Exons: 1
Coding region: 1-141 (46 amino acids)
Source: RefSeq, a predicted model, not a curated record
AUGUUACGAUUUCCGAGGGAUACCAAUUUGUUGUUUUGUUUUGUUUCUCCCUUCUCUUACCCUCUCCCCUUUUCUUAUCUUUCUUGCGCUUAUGGAGGAGGAUCCGGGCCCGGGCUCCGGAAUUGGGCGGGAUGGAAAUGAGUGCCACUUGUUAAUGUGACAAGACAUGAGAUUACGAGAUACGAUAGCUUUUUCCCCUCUUCUUUCCUUUCCUCUCUUACGUAGUGAGUGCAAGCGCAAACAAUCCGUUCUAGGAUUAUUAUUAUUCUUUCA